AUGAUUUUGGUAAUUUCUGGUGAGUUAUGUCGCAAUUUCUUUCUAAACAUAAUUCUGUAAGUAAAAUUCAAGCCUAAUCUAUCAUCGCAAACCGUUUCAGAUUCGGCGCCCCAGCCGAAACCAUCAAAAUCGGCUGACAGUAAGGAGGAAGUUGUGCACACCAAAGAAACCGAUAAAAAACUGUCUUUGCUGAACAAAGGAGAGACUAAAUUAUCGUCGAAUCAAGCCCCUGGGUACAACUACGGUCAAGGAAAUCAAUAUCCGAUAGAUACCAGCUUCAAUGGAGCUAUGAGAGCAAUGGGAUUACCUCCACUUGCCGAUGGACCAUAA
This is a messenger RNA of Bursaphelenchus xylophilus (pine wood nematode), 330 nucleotides long. Lineage: Eukaryota; Metazoa; Nematoda; Chromadorea; Rhabditida; Aphelenchoididae. The record is from the annotation of a GenBank genome assembly.